AUGAAGGUGAUUGAUAAGAUCCAGUCUCUUGCCGACGAAGGCAAAACGGCGUUUUCCUUCGAAUUCUUCCCACCGAAGACAGAAGAUGGAGUCGACAAUCUCUUCGAGAGGAUGGAUCGUAUGGUUGCUUAUGGUCCAACUUUCUGCGAUAUCACUUGGGGAGCUGGUGGAUCUACGGCUGAUCUGACCCUCGAUAUCGCUUCGAGGAUGCAAAACGUUGUUUGUGUUGAGAGUAUGAUGCAUCUCACUUGUACGAACAUGCCUGUGGAGAAGAUUGAUCAUGCUCUUGAGACGAUUAGAUCUAAUGGUAUACAGAAUGUGCUUGCUCUUAGAGGUGAUCCACCUCAUGGUUCGGAUAAAUUUGUUCAGGUUGAAGGUGGGUUUGGUUGUGCUUUGGAUCUUGUGAAUCAUAUAAGGAGCAAGUAUGGUGAUUACUUUGGAAUCACUGUUGCUGGUUAUCCUGAGGCUCAUCCUGAUGUUAUUGGAGAAAAUGGUCUUGCUACGAGUGAAGCUUAUCAGAGUGAUCUUGAGUACCUGAAGAAGAAGGUUGAUGCUGGAGCAGAUCUGAUUGUUACUCAGCUUUUUUAUGAUACUGAUAUAUUCCUCAAGUUUGUGAACGAUUGUCGGCAAAUUGGGAUAAAGUGUCCCAUUGUUCCUGGAAUUAUGCCCAUUAAUAACUACAGAGGAUUCUUGCGUAUGACUGGUUUCUGCAAGACUAAGAUACCAGUUGAGGUCAUGGCUGCCUUGGAGCCUAUUAAGGAUAAUGAAGAAGCUGUGAAAGCCUAUGGUAUUCACCUCGGAACAGAAAUGUGUAAAAAGAUUUUGGCUCAUGGAAUCAAGUCUCUUCAUCUCUACACACUGAACAUGGAGAAAUCCGCUCUUGCAAUAUUGAUGAAUCUUGGUAUGAUUGAUGAGUCCAAAAUUUCUCGCUCUUUACCAUGGAGACGUCCUGCAAAUGUUUUCCGUACUAAGGAAGAUGUCCGUCCCAUUUUCUGGGCAAACCGUCCAAAGAGCUACAUUUCUAGAACUAAGGGCUGGGAAGACUUCCCACAAGGCCGGUGGGGUGAUUCACGCAGUGCUUCAUAUGGUGCACUCUCGGAUCACCAGUUCUCACGUCCACGGGCACGUGACAAGAAGCUUCAACAAGAAUGGGUUGUCCCACUGAAAAGUGUUGAAGAUAUUCAGGAGAAAUUCAAGGAGUUCUGCCUUGGAAACUUGAAAAGCAGUCCAUGGUCUGAAUUAGACGGUCUCCAGCCAGAGACAAAGAUCAUAAACGAGCAACUGGUAAAAAUCAACUCCAAAGGCUUCUUGACCAUCAAUAGCCAACCAUCAGUCAACGCUGAGAAAUCUGAUUCCCCAACUGUUGGAUGGGGUGGUCCUGGUGGUUAUGUAUACCAAAAGGCUUAUCUAGAGUUCUUCUGCUCAAAGGAUAAGUUAGAUGCAGUGGUUGAGAAAUGCAAAGCUUUGCCAUCUAUAACUUACAUCGCUGUGAGCAAAGGAGAAAGCUGGGUAUCAAACACUGCUCAAUCCGAUGUGAAUGCUGUUACUUGGGGAGUUUUCCCGGCUAAAGAAAUCAUUCAACCAACCAUUGUCGAUCCCGCUAGCUUCAAUGUCUGGAAAGAUGAAGCAUUUGAGACUUGGUCAAGAAGCUGGGCUGGCUUGUACCCAGAAGCCGACCCUUCCAGAAACUUGCUCGAAGAGGUGAAGAACAGCUACUAUUUGGUAAGUUUGGUAGAGAACGACUACAUCAACGGUGACAUAUUCGCAGUCUUUGCUGGUCUUUGA
Molecule: messenger RNA, 1785 nt
Organism: Arabis nemorensis
Lineage: Eukaryota; Viridiplantae; Streptophyta; Magnoliopsida; Brassicales; Brassicaceae
Source: the annotation of a GenBank genome assembly